GGCUCGCCCGGGGGCCAUGGCCGCUGCGGUGCCUGCCGCUGAGGGGGUCUCAGGACGGGCACCUCCCGGGGAAGUAAUUCAUCUGAAUGUGGGGGGCAAGAGGUUCAGUACCUCCCGCCAGACGCUCACCUGGAUCCCAGACUCCUUCUUCUCCAGUCUUCUGAGCGGACGUAUCUCCACGCUGAAAGAUGAGACCGGAGCAAUCUUCAUCGACAGGGACCCCACCGUCUUCGCCCCCAUCCUCAACUUCCUGCGCACCAAAGAAUUGGACCCCAGGGGUGUCCACGGUUCCAGCCUCCUCCACGAAGCCCAGUUCUAUGGGCUUACUCCUCUGGUCCGUCGUCUGCAGCUGCGGGAAGAAUUGGAUCGGUCUUCCUGCGGAAACGUCCUCUUCAAUGGUUACCUACCUCCACCAGUAUUCCCAGUGAAGCGGCGAAACCGUCAUAGCCUGGUGAGCCCCCAGCAAGCAGGGGGACGCCCAGCCCCUGUUCGCCGGAGCAACACGAUGCCCCCCAACCUGGGCAAUGCGGGGCUGCUGGGCCGAAUGCUGGAUGAGAAAGCCCCUCCCUCCCCUUCAGGGCUGCCGGAGGAGCCGGGGAUGGUGCGCCUGGUAUGCGGACACCACAACUGGAUCGCCGUGGCCUAUACCCAGUUUCUUGUCUGCUAUAGGUUGAAGGAAGCCUCUGGCUGGCAGCUGGUGUUCUCCAGUCCCCGCCUGGACUGGCCCAUCGAGCGACUGGCGCUCACAGCCCGUGUGCUCGGUGGUGCUUUGGGUGAGCAUGACAAGAUGGUGGCCGCCGCCACAGGCAGUGAGAUCCUGCUGUGGGCUCUGCAGGCAGAAGGCGGUGGCUCUGAGAUAGGAGUCUUCUACCUGGGGGUGCCUGUCGAGGCCUUAUUCUUCGUUGGAAAUCAGCUUAUCGCCACAAGCCACACGGGACGCAUUGGGGUGUGGAAUGCCGUCACCAAGCACUGGCAGGUCCAGGAGGUGCAGCCCAUCACCAGUUACGACGCGGCAGGCUCCUUCCUCCUCCUGGGUUGCAACAACGGCUCCAUCUACUACGUGGAUGUGCAGAAGUUCCCCCUACGCAUGAAGGACAAUGACCUCCUUGUCAGCGAGCUCUACCGAGACCCGGCAGAGGACGGGGUCACCGCCCUCAGCGUCUACCUCACCCCUAAGACCAGUGACAGUGGGAACUGGAUUGAGAUUGCCUAUGGCACCAGCUCAGGGGGGGUGCGCGUCAUCGUACAGCACCCCGAGACCGUGGGCUCGGGGCCGCAGCUCUUCCAGACCUUCACCGUGCACCGCAGCCCCGUCACCAAGAUCAUGCUGUCGGAGAAACACCUCAUCUCAGUCUGUGCCGACAACAACCACGUGCGGACGUGGUCAGUGACUCGCUUCCGGGGCAUGAUAUCCACCCAGCCGGGCUCCACCCCGCUCGCCUCCUUCAAGAUCCUCGCCCUGGAGUCGGCUGAUGGGCAUGGUGGCUGCAGCGCUGGCAAUGACAUCGGCCCCUAUGGCGAGCGGGACGACCAGCAAGUGUUCAUUCAGAAGGUGGUGCCAAGUGCCAGCCAGCUCUUCGUGAGACUGUCAUCCACUGGACAUAGGGUGUGCUCCGUGCGCUCCGUGGACGGCUCGCCCACCACCGCCUUCACGGUGCUGGAGUGCGAGGGCUCCCGGCGCCUCGGCUCGCGGCCCCGGCGCUACCUGCUCACCGGCCAGGCCAACGGCAGCCUGGCCAUGUGGGACCUGACCACCGCCAUGGACAGCCUCGGCCAGGCCCCUGCAGGCGGCCUGACAGAAGCAGAGCUGAUGGAGCAACUGGAGCAGUGUGAGCUAGCCCCACUGGCCUCCUCUCGGGGCUUCCCCCUCAACCCGUCCCCCCGAACUUCCUUCACCAGUCUCUACUCCGCUUCCAGCAACAGCGGCCUGUCUAGCCGCCGUGGGAGCCCCAGCCCCCCGCAGGCUGAGCCCCGGCGUCGUGGGGGAGGCAGCUUUGUGGAACGCUGCCAGGAACUAGCACGGAGUGGAUCGGAACCCCGAAGGCCACCGACACCAGCUCCCAGGCCCUCUGCAAGUCUUGGGGUUCCUCUGGUACCCCCCAAGAUGAAGCUCAAUGAAACUUCUUUCUGAACACAGCUGCCUUUGGAUAUGAGGUCCUGGGAGACUCAGGUGCCUCCCUGCCUCCUGUCUGAGCCCUGGAAUCAGGACCAGGGCGUCCUUGGAGUGGUCAUUGUUACUAGGUCCUUGCUAUUCCCUUUUCUGGAGCCAAAGUUACCCUUCCGUAAUAAAGUUCUCACUGCCAACACUUUGCUUACGU
Messenger RNA from Talpa occidentalis (Iberian mole), 2318 nucleotides. It is a transcript of the gene SHKBP1, whose product is annotated as SH3KBP1 binding protein 1. Gene Ontology annotation, biological process: protein homooligomerization. Gene Ontology annotation, molecular function: protein binding. NCBI's taxonomy places the organism in Eukaryota, Metazoa, Chordata, Mammalia, Eulipotyphla, Talpidae. The coding region runs from base 17 to 2131 and encodes 704 amino acids. The transcript has 18 exons. The record is from RefSeq and is a predicted model, not a curated record.